UCCGAAAAGUCCAUUUCAAGGGUACGGUGUGCUCGUACAGGACAACGCUCCUGCUCACAAGAGUGUAUACACGACCCACGUUCACAGUCCUGGAAUGCUAGGCUCCUCGACUGGCCGGCAGAAUCGCCUGACUUGAAUCCCAUAGAACUUGUGUGGGGCAAUAUGAAGGCGUUCAUCAGAAAGCGAAAUAUCCGAACCGUGGAAGAACUGAGGAAAGCAGUUCUUGUUUGUUGGAAAACACGCACGCCUGAAGUUUGCACAAGGUAUAUCUCGGGAGUCUAUAAGAGGCUCCAUCGCGUGGUCGAACAAGAGGGAAGGAAUAUCUUA
Ostertagia ostertagi is the source of this 327-nucleotide messenger RNA. The record is from the annotation of a GenBank genome assembly. NCBI's taxonomy places the organism in Eukaryota, Metazoa, Nematoda, Chromadorea, Rhabditida, Trichostrongylidae.